Micropterus salmoides (largemouth bass) is the source of this 1950-nucleotide messenger RNA. RefSeq names its product fibroblast growth factor 7-like. NCBI's taxonomy places the organism in Eukaryota, Metazoa, Chordata, Actinopteri, Centrarchiformes, Centrarchidae. Gene Ontology annotation, biological process: positive regulation of epithelial cell proliferation; regulation of cell migration; fibroblast growth factor receptor signaling pathway. Gene Ontology annotation, cellular component: cytoplasm. The record is from RefSeq and is a predicted model, not a curated record. Gene Ontology annotation, molecular function: type 2 fibroblast growth factor receptor binding; growth factor activity.
GUAUCCUGGAGAUCAGGACAGUGUGAGGGGGCAUACUGGCUAUCAAAGGCGUGAAGAGUCAGUAUUAUAUCUCUAUGAACAGGACUGGACAUCUGCAAGGCAAGAGGAUCUACAAUGAAACCUGCAACUUCAAGGAGGUUUUCCUAGAAAACUACUUCAAUGCUUACUCCUCUGUAAAGAGGACUAAUAACGGCAAAGAAAUGUUCAUAGCCUUGUCUCAGAAGGGAAAACCAGUGCGAGGGAAGAAGACCAGGAGGGAGCACAUAGCAUCCCACUUUAUCCCUAUGAAGUGCAGAGAGGAGGAAAGGAGGGUGGACUAAAAAACCAUGGGUCGCAAAUUGUGUAUCAUUUCAAUCACAUAUUAUAUAUGUUAACAGAGACAUAUAAACACAUUACCAACAUGAUGCUCCACUCUCCAUGUGUAGAUUUAUUAUGUUAUGUUCAUAAUUUCAGAUGGGCACAUUAAACUACUCCAAACAUCCUCAAAUAAGAUUCUGAAACAAUACUGAAAUAUUUGAAAUAGCUUCACCUGGUGCACAGACUGUAAAACCAACAAAAAGUCUACUCAAUAUUCUUAUUAUUUUAAGUUAAAUAUUAUAUUUACUUAUAAAACAGUUAAGUAUUUUCUUAUAAAACAGUAAAGUGUAUUACACACAGUCGGGACUGUAUCCUUUUCCAAAGAUGACACCCAUCCAGAUGAGGAGACCUGUAUGAUCAACAGAAAGGUCCAGAAUAGAGAUUUGGCUUGACAAAGAUGUGCUGAAGCAAGCUGGACUUGUCUUUUUUAAUGGUACAAUUGUCCAGAGCACACAUAACUGAGGCACAAUGAAUUACAAUAGCAUGUUCAGUAAAACUAAAGUGUGUAUGACCUGUGAAUCAUCUGUUUUGAUCUGUCUGUCCUUCUUGCAUUGAAACCUCUGUUCAAGUGCAUUGUAAAUGUUCCCUCUUAAUUAUCAAGGUGUGAUUUUGAAAUGCUAAAAUAUUCUGUUGCUGCUGAAAAUACAUCCAGAUUAAAAUACAAAGUGAACAACAUAAUAAAUGUGCAUGCCAUGCAGUCUCUUCACUAAAAGAGCACAUAUUUAUUUAUAGGGAGAUUUUUUUAGUUUGUGUUAAGACAUUCCCAUUUUUAGUAAGCAUGAAUAUGACAAAAAUGUACCAGAAGCUCCAUUUAUUUUGACAACACCUAAUCAAACACUCAUUGCAAUCUCAAAGGCCAACUCUACAUGCUACCACUGCAAUUUCCCAAUACUGGAGAACAUUACAGUGCAUUGUCAUUCAUGUUUGUAAGUUAUUUGUUUUAUAAAACAGAUGAGUGUCCAUUUCCCUUACAAUGUGCAUUGUUCUACCUGGAUCAUAGAAUGUGCAACUGUUGAAGUAUAGUAUUAAAGACUGCAAUAAUGGGUUAUUUGAUCACUAGGGGUAUGAAAUACUCCAAAACAAACUCACAGGAACUAUUUCAUGAAGUUCUUUAGGCUAACAUAUUAACAAGAAACUGCCUUCUUACACAUCCAGUAGAAAGAAAGCAACAGUUAUCUUUUGUGUCAUUUUUCUAAUAAUCACAAGAACUUUUUCCUUCUUUGGUCUGACAGUUUUUUAGAAAAAUAUGAAACUCUUUGACUUGCAAAAUGUACCACUCUGCAUGUCAGCAAGCCAUUAUUUCACACCAGACGUCUGGUAACGUGUGAGCAGUGUUAAUUCUUAAUGGAUUUGGCAGUACUAGCAACGAUUUCACAUUAUUGGAAAUCAUUCGAUUGUGAGAAAUACUGCUUCAUGCAACUUCAGGAAGAAAGUCUGCAUAUGAACCGUGCCUUUAUUCUGACACACAUGAAACUACGAAGCUGAGCAACAAGUUGUGGCUUAAGAUGAAGAGAGAAUUGUACUCUGCUGACACACUGUGAUUAAAAAAAUCAACACACACUCGAAAACUCAAUAAAUCAAAUUUGAGAAAUA